ACGCCAUCGUCCACCUACGACACUUUUCACCACGUGCGCUGCGCUGCUUCCUCGGACAGCAGCCGUUGUGCAAUCAAGACCACACUCCAGGCGCGCAGCCCAGCUUUGUUGUGCGGUGCAUCGGCGGCAAAAAGCCGGUAACAGAUCCCGGCUUCGGAAGCGAAAAGCAAUACCUCUGACAAGUGACUAGAGCACGCCCGCUCUGCCUCAACCUGCAGCCAUGGACUCGAUGCGCAGCCUCAACAAAUCCCUGCCCCGAACGCGGGCCCAGCCAGAUGUCCACCAGUCGUUCCGCACCGCCGCCUUGACGGUGACGAACCUGUACAAGUCCGCCCUGGCCGACCUCGACAAAGCCCGCACCGACGGCUACCAAGACGCUCUCGACGACCUGCUCGGCUUCCUGGACAGGCAGAACAUGGGCGUCGGGGACGGCGAGGGCUGGCGGAUACGGCAGUGGGCGACGGAGCGACUGGAUGGCGCUCAGCUCCGGCAGUCGGUCAGCGACAGCGACGAGGACGAGCUGGACGACAAGCGCGCGCGCAGCUCGUCUCCGGCCAUGGAACGCAACAUGAGCCCCGAGCACACGUGCAUCCCAGAAGUCAUCGAACCCGUACACCGAUGCGACUCAGCUCCCCCUCUUCACGUGGAAGCAUCUACGUUGGAGCCUGACACGUCGCCGCUCCACCAUGUCUUCCAGUUCUCAGCCUCGCAGGCUUACCCGCCCAACAACAACACGACCGACUCAGCCGUCUCCGAUUUCUCCGCCGCUGCCCGCCGCGCCUUCCCUGCCCCCCGCCGGCCCUCAAACCGACCCUCGUCUCGAAGCCUGCAGCGAUCUGCUAUGCAAAACAUAUUCCAGCUGGGGAGUGGUGCUGGCCAGAAACGAAAAGCGGUGCAAGAUUUCGUCAACGUCGACGGCCCCAACGACCGACGAGACGGCUCAGUGGGAGGGCCGAAGCGUGGACGCAUGGCAUGAUGAAGGCUUGCUGGGCUCAAACACGACGCGCUCAUCUCUAUCCAGAGCGUGAGCCAUGCCGGAUUGCCCAGUUUGUGACUAGAAGACGGGUUUUUUCGAUGACGUUACGAAUUCUUUGCAUCAUACCCCCGGAGGCGCAUUGGACAGGUGGAUUCUUUUCAUGCAUGGGAUGGAGUAGAACUAUAGAAGCAUUGUGUGGCAUUUACAAUAUAUAUUCUUACUUGGACAUGGGUGUUUUAAUCUCAGGCAACAAGGACAUGGGCUUGGAGGGGUGUAUGUGGUAAUGGCAUGUUGUAGGCUGUAUUUUGCAUGUUGACGUGCGGAAAUUGGUACCUGCAGUGGGUUGAGCUGCAUCUAAUAUUAUGGGGACUUUUUGGCAUCUCUCUUCUUUUGUCAUGAUGUUACAGACUUGCA
Molecule: messenger RNA, 1390 nt
Organism: Dothidotthia symphoricarpi CBS 119687
Lineage: Eukaryota; Fungi; Ascomycota; Dothideomycetes; Pleosporales; Dothidotthiaceae
Exons: 1
Coding region: 221-976 (251 amino acids)
Source: RefSeq, a predicted model, not a curated record